AUGUCCGCCUCCUUCAGAUCCAUCUCGCCCCUUUUGAGGACGGCGCGCGCUCUCCGAGCCGGUCAUGCCAACCCGUUGUAUUUUGCCGGCAAGAAGCAGAAUGUUGUGGGCAUGAUGAACUAUGCUCGAGGCUAUGCUCAGUUCACCCGUGACAAGCCUCACGUCAACAUCGGCACCAUCGGCCAUGUCGAUCACGGCAAGACCACUCUCUCCGCCGCCAUCACCAAGAGACAAGCUGAGAAGGGCUUCGCGAACUUCUUGGACUAUGGCUCCAUCGACAGGGCCCCCGAGGAGAGGAAACGUGGUAUUACCAUCUCCACCUCGCAUAUCGAGUACGCCACCGAGAAUAGGCACUACUCCCACGUCGACUGCCCCGGUCACGCCGAUUACAUCAAGAACAUGAUUACUGGUGCCGCCAACAUGGAUGGCGCUAUCAUCGUUGUCGCCGCCUCUGAUGGCCAGAUGCCCCAGACCCGUGAGCACCUUCUUCUCGCCCGUCAAGUCGGUGUCCAGAAGAUUGUCGUCUUCGUCAACAAGGUCGACGCCAUUGAGGACCCGGAGAUGUUGGAGCUCGUCGAGAUGGAGAUGCGCGAACUUCUUAACCAGUACGACUUCGAGGGCGACGACACUCCCGUCAUCAUGGGCUCCGCGCUUUGCGCCCUCGAGAACAAGAGGCCUGAGAUUGGCCAGCAAAAGAUUGACGAGCUGCUGGAGGCCGUCGAUUCGUGGAUCCCCACCCCGGAGCGUGACCUUGACAAGCCUUUCCUCAUGUCUGUCGAGGACGUCUUCUCCAUCUCUGGCCGUGGCACCGUCGUCUCUGGCCGUGUCGAGCGUGGUCUCCUCAAGCGCGACGCCGAGGUUGAGCUCGUCGGUAAGGGUACUGAAGUCAUCAAGACCAAGGUCACCGAUAUCGAGACCUUCAAGAAGUCCUGUGAGGAGUCCCGCGCUGGUGACAACUCUGGUCUCCUACUCCGUGGUGUGCGCCGCGAAGAUAUCAAGCGCGGCAUGAUUAUAACCGUCCCCGGUGAGGUCAAGGCGCACAAGAAGUUCCUCUGCUCUCUCUAUGUCCUCAGCAAGGACGAGGGUGGCCGCCACACCGGCUUCGGCGAGAACUACAGGCCCCAGAUCUACCUCCGUACUGCCGACGAGUCUGUCACCCUCCGCUUCCCCGACGGCACCGAGGACGCUAGCCACAAGAUGGUCAUGCCCGGUGACAACGUCGAGAUGGUUGCCGAGCUCCACCUACCCAACGCUCUCGAGGUCGGUCAGCGCUUCAACAUCCGUGAGGGUGGUCGCACCGUCGCCACCGGUCUUAUCACCCGCGUCGUCGAGUAA
Parascedosporium putredinis is the source of this 1335-nucleotide messenger RNA. The record is from the annotation of a GenBank genome assembly. Lineage: Eukaryota; Fungi; Ascomycota; Sordariomycetes; Microascales; Microascaceae.